GGCCUCAGUCAGCCAUCAUGGUAGUAUGCUGGCCAUGAGGGAAGGCUGGUGUUCAAGUUACUUUCCACUCUCAUUUUUUUCUGGCAGUUGGAAGAAACUUCCCCAUAUCUGGCAAGUGAAUUUUCUCAUGGUUGGUGGAAAAGAGCCUGGUGUACCAGAGAGAGCACUGGACUUGGAACCAGAAGACCUGGGUUUGGGGUGGUGGCUGGUAGGCAGCUGGCUGAAUGACCUGAGGCUGCUGCUACGCCUGGGCACACAGAUUUUCCCGUGUCAGUUGAUCCGAGGUCUGAAAUCAAGUCGCAAAAUGAUGGCCUCUUUUCCCGCUGUCCUGCGAGCGUCGGGACUCUGCCUAAGAAGCCCAAAGAGUUGGGCGUGGCUGUCCGGGCCCCCAAAGAUGAGGCCUGGUGGCCCGGUCUCCUGGGCCCCUGCCCGGAUGGCAGCGACGGUGACACUGGAGCCCGCCGGCCGCUGCAGUUGGGACGAGCCGGUGCACAUCGUCGUGCGCGGCCUGGCCCAAGGGCAGCAGGUCACGCUGCGCGCCUCCUUGCGCGAUGAGAAGGGCGCGCUCUUCCGGGCCCACGCGCGAUACUGCGCCGACGCCCGUGGCGAGCUGGACCUGACGCGCGCGUCUGCGCUGGGCGGCAGCUUCACGGGGCUCGAACCCAUGGGACUCCUCUGGGCCUUGGAGCCCGAGGAGCCCUUUCUGCGGCUGGUGAAGCGGGACGUGCAGACGCCGUUCGCUGUGGAGCUGGAGGUGCUCGACGGUCACGAGCCGGAGGCCAGGCGGCUCCUGGGCCGGACGGUGCACGAGCGCCACUUCCUUCCACCCGGGGUGCGGCGGGAGCCGGUGCGCGCGGGCCGGGUGCGCGCCACGCUGUUCCUGCCGCCAGAACCGGGGCCCUUCCCUGGGAUUGUGGACAUUUUUGGAGCUGGAGGUGGCCUUCUGGAAUAUCGAGCUAGUCUGCUGGCUGGGAAGGGUUUUGCUGUGAUGGCUUUGGCUUAUUAUAACUAUGAACACCUCCCCAAGGGCAUGGAGACCCUCCACUUGGAAUACUUUGAAGAAGCUGUGAACUACCUGCGUAAUCACCCUCAGGUAAAGGGUCCAGGAGUCGGGCUGCUUGGAAUUUCCAAAGGGGCGGAGCUCUGCCUCUCCAUGGCCUCGUUCCUGAAGGGCAUCACUGCCGUAGUCAUGAUCAAUGGCUCAAUGGUCAAUGUUGGAGGAGCCUUACACUACAAGGAUGAGACUCUGCCCCCUAUAGGUCUGGACCCAAAUCGAAUCAAGGUGACUAAAGAUGGCUUGGCAGACAUUUUGGAUGUCCUGAACAGCCCUUUGGAAGAAUCUAACCAGAAGAGCAUCAUUCCUGUGGAAAGGGCUGAGAGCACCUUCCUGUUCCUUGUAGGUCAGGAUGACCAUAACUGGAAGAGUGAAUUCUAUGCUAAUGAGGCCUCUAAGCACUUACAGGCCAAUGGUAAAGAGAAGCCCCAGAUCAUCUGUUACCCAGGGGCUGGACACUAUAUUGAACCUCCUUACUUCCCCAUGUGCAGGGCUUCCCUGCACACUUUGGUGGGCCGUCCUGUCAUCUGGGGAGGGGAGCCCAGGGCUCAUGCCAUGGCUCAGGUGGAUGCUUGGAAGCAGAUCCAGAUUUUCUUCCACAAACACUUGGGUGGGGAAAAGGGAACAAUCCCACCAAAACUGGAAUCUUUUACUUAAUUGUAUGGCAUCUCUGGUACUAAUUUAUCCUGGGAACAACUGCCACAAUUAGUGUACAUGUGUAAUUUGUUUCUUUUUAAUAAUUACUUAAGUUUUCCCCUCCUCACUGUUAAAAUUGAACUUACCAAUGAGUUUUCAAGAUUUUUAUAAACUACAUGCCUUUUCAGUUGUUUGGGAGAAGAGUGACUCUGCAGAAAACACAGCAGAUGGGAAAAGCAUCCUUUUAGUCUCUCACAACACAUUGUAAGAGACCAUUAGCAUGAGAACUGCUAACUUAAGGUCAGGGUUAACAGCCCUAGCCUGAAACAACAUAAUUGUAAAUUCCAGGAUGUGGGCAGUUGCAGCAUGGAGACUAGA
Molecule: messenger RNA, 2068 nt
Organism: Rhinolophus ferrumequinum (greater horseshoe bat)
Lineage: Eukaryota; Metazoa; Chordata; Mammalia; Chiroptera; Rhinolophidae
Product: acyl-coenzyme A thioesterase 1
Exons: 4
Coding region: 26-1711 (561 amino acids)
Biological process (GO): acyl-CoA metabolic process; fatty acid metabolic process
Molecular function (GO): fatty acyl-CoA hydrolase activity
Source: RefSeq, a predicted model, not a curated record